CGGCGUUGAUGAAGCGAAGCCGGAAGUGAAAGAGGGGCUCAUCCUCUCUCUCGCACACUUCCGCGCCUCUUCUGCAGCGAUGCCUUAACGUCGAGAGCUCCCGGUAACCGGGGAUGGACGUGGACGACGCGCUGCAGGUGGUCGGUGAGUUCGGUCCGUACCAGAAGCGGGCGGUGGCGGUGCUCUUCCUCACGCAGGUGUACAUGGCCUGUCAGUCCAUGCUCAUCGUCCUGGUCGGAUAUACCCCAGAGUACCGGAUCGAGCAGCAGCCGGAGGACGGGGAGCUCCAACGCCAACACGUCACCUUUACAGAAGACGUGGACUCCGUAGUGACUGAGUGGCUUCUCAUCAAGCAGCAGGCCUACAAGGUCAGCCUCGCCGGGUCGCUGUUCUUCGCCGGCCUCCUGGUUGGGAACGUCGUCUUCGGGCCGCUCUCCGACAAGAUCGGCAGGAGACCCGUCUACCUGACAGGUCUGUUUUUCGAGGUGGUCUUCGGUUACGUCACCGUGUUGGCGCCCAACUACGAGGUCUUCGCCGCGUCCCGUCUCUUGGUGGGACUGAUGAAUGGCGGCAUCGGCCUGGUCUGCUUCGUCCUCACGCAGGAGUACGUGGGCAAGUCGUACUGGGCACUGACAGGGACUUUGACCAGUAUGAGCUUCGCGAUCGGCAUCGCUCUGUUCGGGGUGCUGGGCUACUUCGUCCGGCCGUGGAGGAGCCUGGCGUCAGUGGCCAACUCGUCCGGCGUCCUAUUCUUCCUGCUGUCUGUCACUCUGCCGGAGUCUCCCCGCUGGCUCUACUCUCAGGGUCAGACGGAGCGAGCAGAAGAGGUUCUGUGCUACAUGGCGUUGAGAAACGGCAACGCCGCCAAACACCUGGUGCUGCAGCGGGUCGGUGCGGCCAAAGCUGGUGGACGUGACAACGGGGGAGCGGGUGUCCUGCAGCUUGUGCUGCAUCCGGUCCUGCGCCUCCGGACCAUGGUGCUCAUGUAUGUGUGGUACGCGUGCAGUCUGGUGUACUAUGGUCUGACUCUGGGGGCCAGCGAAGCCUCUGGCAGCCGCUUCGUUAACGUGGCCAUGUACGGCCUGGUGGAGCUGCCUGCGUACCCGCUCUGCAUGUACUUCAUCAACAAACAGUGGGCCGGGAGGCGGAAGAGCUUGAGCAGCUUCCUGUGUCUCGCCGGCUUCGCCUGCCUCUGCACCAUGUUCCUCCCCGAAAACACCGGAACGCUGCUGAGCGCAACGUCGCUGGCUCUUUUGGGGAAACUGAUGGUCAGUGCUGCGUUCAACAUCGCCUACGUCUACACGUCCGAGCUCUACCCGACAGUUAUCAGGAACGCUGGUUUGGGGGUGUGUUCAAUGUCAUGCAGAUUUGGAGGAAUACUCGCACCAUUUGUUCCUUCAAUGCGGGCCUUCCACGCCUCCAUGCCCUUCACCGUGUUCUGUCUGAGCAGCCUGUCCGCCGGCUGCCUCGGCCUCCUGCUGCCUGAGACCCUCAACAGUCCUGUGGCCGAGACUCUGGAGGAGCUGAGCAGCCCGACGCGCAGCCUGGUGCAAAGUCGCGUGCUGGAGAGCAAGGCUCUUCUGUACGAGGACAACAAGUGGAAAUCUAACGUCAAGUGAAGCCUGCUGGCCUCGUCUCCAUCGCCGCCACAUCUCUAGAGCGGCGAGACGGACUCUGGCCACGCCUCCUCCCCCGUGGAACUGGCUGCCUUAAAGCGUAGCAAACUGCCCCUUUAAUUACCUCGAAGGACCCUUCGCUGAGUUCAGGUGGGCGGGGCUACAGAUCUGUGUCUGAUUCUACAGAGAAACGGGACAGUCGAUAAUUCAAUGUUCCUGAAUGUUGUCGUGGUGUUGGUGCAGUAUUUGGCUGCAGACAGUCGUGAGAGACAGGGACGACAUGACGGGACGGACAUGAACCUUCAGGAGAUGCUGCUUUCAGAAGUGUGGUUCACACACACACUACACCUUGAGUUUCAUCAUGUUUACAUUCCUGUGUGUGUAUGUUCCGACUGGCCACAGACAAAACCAGCAUUAUUUGAAUCGAUCGAUCAGGACUAAAUCUUCUUUGCAAAAUACAAUCUAACAGCAACUUAUCACCAGAACAUGGAUUGACGACAUGACGGCUCCCACAAGUGAAGCCAAAUCAUCAUGAUCGCCACCCUGGUGUCUGGCUGCAGUAUAGGUCAUAAACCCCGCCCCCCUCCUUGUUAGCAGAUGGUACAUGGACCAAAGUUUAAAAAAACGUUCAACGUUUCCAAAGAUGUUUCUGUAAUUUUCGCAGAACAGGAGGAAGUGGAGACGUGUCGUCUGUCUUUCUAUACUGUUGCUGAUCGUCUUUAUAUACAGUCUUUGAUUGUCUUUAUAUACAGUCUUUGUAUAUGGUCUAUGGUGGGAAAUGUUUCCAUGUAACAUCACUUCAGUGCCUUUCCUCACGCUACCUGUAAUUCUGAAGAAGCUGUAGUUUGGGUGUGACAGAAAAUAUUAUUAUCAGAUAUUUAUAUUGCUGUAAUUAAAAGAUGAAAUGAGAAAAACAGGUGUUACCUGAGAUGUUUCAUAAUAUGCAGAAGAAAAAACUAUUUUUGUGGCUGUUUUGUUUAUUUUUUGUAAAGCACUCUGUAACAGGUGCUAUAUAUCAAUAAAGUUUAUUAGCAUUAA
This is a messenger RNA of Scophthalmus maximus (turbot), 2654 nucleotides long. RefSeq names its product solute carrier family 22 member 15 (gene slc22a15). Gene Ontology annotation, biological process: transmembrane transport. Lineage: Eukaryota; Metazoa; Chordata; Actinopteri; Pleuronectiformes; Scophthalmidae. Gene Ontology annotation, cellular component: membrane. The record is from RefSeq and is a predicted model, not a curated record. Gene Ontology annotation, molecular function: transmembrane transporter activity. The transcript is spliced from 13 exons. Bases 114 to 1619 code for a protein of 501 amino acids.